Poecilia latipinna (sailfin molly) is the source of this 1085-nucleotide messenger RNA. Its product is annotated as short chain dehydrogenase/reductase family 16C member 5. Gene Ontology annotation, molecular function: oxidoreductase activity, acting on the CH-OH group of donors, NAD or NADP as acceptor. The coding region runs from base 260 to 961 and encodes 233 amino acids. The record is from RefSeq and is a predicted model, not a curated record. Gene Ontology annotation, cellular component: lipid droplet. The transcript is spliced from 5 exons. Lineage: Eukaryota; Metazoa; Chordata; Actinopteri; Cyprinodontiformes; Poeciliidae.
UUCACAGAUAAUCUGUGAAAAAAAAAUCUGUGAAACAAGGUCUCUGACUUUUUUCAGUUCUCCCAGUGCUAACUAGACACAAACAGUCAGAGUCGGGAGGAGGAUUUUAGUACUGUCAAUUACCCUCUGCAGUUCUGCUAAUUACCCCUGCCCCUUGCUCUCUGUUAGGGUGCAGCUAGCAGAUCCUGUUAUGAUUGCAUAGCCGGUUAGCAUAGCCACCGAUGUCAGCAGAUAAAUGAUUUUCCUGUAACGACUCAUCAUGAAUUUCUUUCUGGAAUCAAUCCAAGUCUUCUUUCUCUCUUUAUGGUACAACAUAGAAUCUUUCAUUCACCUCUUAGUUCCCAGGAAGAAAAAGAACAUAGCUGGGGAGGUUGUUCUGAUCACAGGCGCCGGCAGUGGAAUUGGUCGCCUGAUGGCUCAGGAGUUUGCGGCUCAUGGUACUGUGCUGGUUCUGUGGGACAUUAACCAGGAGGGCAUAAAAGAAACUGCAAGAUUGGCCAAAAAUGGUGGAGCCAGCAGAGUCCACUGCUUUGUCUGUGAUUGCAGCAACAAGAAUGAAGUUUACAGAGUGGCUGAUCAGGUUAAGAGAGAAGUGGGUGAUGUCAGUAUUUUGGUGAACAAUGCCGGAAUUGUGACAGGGAAGAAAUUCAUGGAUGCUCCAGACUCUCUGAUUGAGAAGACCAUGGAGGUCAACACUAUGGCUCACUUCUGGACCUACAAGGCCUUUCUACCUGCCAUGAUCGCCAAUAACCAUGGCCAUCUGGUCAGCAUUGCCAGCUCUGCUGGACUCAUUGGAGUAAAUGGAUUAGCAGACUAUUGUGCCAGUAAGUUUGCAGCUGUAGGUUUUGCUGAGUCGGUAGGCUUGGAGCUUCUAGCAACAGGGAAAGAUGGGAUCAAAACCACCAUUGUGUGCCCCUACUUUAUCAACACUGGGAUGUUUGAUGGAUGUCACACCAAGUAGGUCUUUCUGCUUUAAAAUCAAUUUGAAUAAAAAUUUUUGCAGGUGUUUUAUAUGUGAACAGGAUAUCGUUUGGUGCUUGGGACAAAAUCCUAUGAACACAUACACUUAGCAGUUUUCCAGAUAU